Messenger RNA from Telopea speciosissima, 726 nucleotides. Its product is annotated as protein FATTY ACID EXPORT 5-like. Lineage: Eukaryota; Viridiplantae; Streptophyta; Magnoliopsida; Proteales; Proteaceae. The record is from RefSeq and is a predicted model, not a curated record. Gene Ontology annotation, cellular component: membrane. The transcript is spliced from 3 exons. Bases 142 to 507 code for a protein of 121 amino acids.
AACGCAGGAAAAAGGCCAAAAGCCGCUACCACCUAGCGCCACCCGCAGAAUCGGAGCUUUUGAAGCUCAGAUUUGUCCUUGAUCUCUGAAAAUCUAUUUUGGUUGCUCGAAAAAUUUGUCUGAGGUACCCAAUUCAUCAAAAUGCACGAUUUUUGCUUUACGAUCCCAUAUGGAUUGAUCAUGGUUGCUGGAGGGCUUAUUGGAUAUCUUAAAAAAGGUAGCACAGCCUCCUUGGCUGGAGGAUUGGGUACAGGAUCUCUGCUCCUUCUUGCAGGUUAUGUGAGUCUCAAAGCAUUUGAGAAUCGAAGGAAUUCUUAUUUGGCCUUGAUUCUCGAGACAGGUUGUGCAUUCACAGUUACUUUUGUCAUGGGACAGCGGUAUGUCCAAACCUCCAAGAUAAUGCCUGCUGGAAUUGUUGCUGCAAUCAGUGCUCUUAUGGCUGGAUUUUAUAUAUACAAGAUUGCAAGUGGUGGGAACCAUUUUCCGUCCAAGUCUAAAUCGAAGUAGAAAAUAUCUUGUGACAUGAACUUCUAAGAUGUAGUAUCCAGUUACCUGAAUUGAGCAUGCUCUGUGUAAUGUGCCAUUUUUUUCCCAUCAAAGUAAGGUGUUAUGUAUGUCUGUAAGUGCAAAACAUGUUUCCUAGUUAUUUGACUUUUGUGAAAGAUUGAAUACUUCUCUAAUGCAUAAAAAGUUCUAACAAGAGGCUAUAUUAAAUUGCUGAUAAAA